UUGCUAGAGAAGAUGGAACAUGAUGACAUUUGUAAUAAAACUCUGAAGAUUACAGACUUUGGUCUGGCUAGAGAGUGGCACAGAACAACCAAAAUGAGUGCAGCAGGGACUUAUGCGUGGAUGGCUCCAGAAGUGAUCAAGUCCUCCAUGUUUUCUAAAGGAAGUGAUAUUUGGAGUUAUGGAGUGUUGCUGUGGGAACUGCUUACAGGAGAAGUUCCUUACCGUGGCAUUGAUGGCCUUGCUGUGGCUUAUGGAGUUGCUGUCAAUAAGCUUACUCUGCCCAUUCCAUCUACCUGCCCUGAACCAUUUGCAAAACUAAUGAAAGAAUGCUGGGAGCAGGACCCUCAUAUCCGACCAUCGUUUGCCUUAAUUCUUGAACAGCUUACUGCCAUUGAAGGGGCAGUUAUGACUGAAAUGCCUCAAGAGUCCUUCCAUUCCAUGCAAGAUGACUGGAAAUUGGAAAUUCAGCAGAUAUUCAAUGAAUUGAGGACCAAGGAAAAGGAGCUUCGAUCACGAGAAGAGGAGUUGACAAGAGCAGCUCUUCAGCAGAAAUCUCAAGAAGAGUUACUUAAGCGCCGUGAGCAACAGUUAGCAGAACGUGAGAUUGAUGUACUGGAGCGUGAGCUGAAUAUCAUGAUUUUCCAGUUAAACCAAGAGAAACCCAAUGUAAAGAAGAGGAAGGGCAAAUUUAAAAGAAGCAGGUUAAAACUCAAAGAUGGACACAGAAUUAGUUUGCCUUCAGACUUUCAGCACAAAAUAACAGUGCAGGCAUCCCCCAAUCUAGAUAAGAGGAGGAGUUUAAACAGUAACAGCUCUAGUCCAUCAAGUAGCCCCACAAUAAUUCCUCGUCUUCGAGCUAUACAGUUAACUUCAGAUGAAAGCAACAGAACUUGGGGAAGGAGCACAACUUAUCACCAAGAAGAGUUUGAAGAUGUGAAGAGAAGUUUUAAAAAGAGAGGUUGUACAUGGGGACCAAGUUCAGUUCAAAUAAAGGAUCGUGCAGAUUGUAAGGACAAAGUGAGACCUCUUUCAGAUGGCAGCAACCCUUGGUCAACGCUUCUCAUGAAAAAUCAGAAGGGUGUUCCCUUAGCGUCGUUAUUUGUGGACCAAGGUGUCUGUACUGAUAAGAAACUACUCCCUGAAGGUUUGGACAGUAAAAGACCAAAGCCAGUUAAGCUGCCAAAUCAGGCCUAUAUUAAUCUACCUCUUUGGAAAGAUGAUCAGGGAGAGAAUACAGUAGAACAUGAGAGCUUUGAAGAAGGAACCUCUGCUAGUUCUACAAAUAGUACUCCUCAAAUGACACCAACAAACAGUCUGAGCAGGACACUGCAGAAAAAGAAGACUGAUUCAGUGCUUUAUGGGUGUGCUGUCCUGCUUGCAUCUGUUGCCCUGGGCUUAGAUAUCAGAGAGCUGAACAAAUCGCAGGGUUCAGAUGAGCUCUUGCCUAAAGAUGAGAAGAAGAAACGUGAUGGAAUAUUUCAGCGUGCUUCAAAAUUUCGCAGGAGUACCAGCCCUACAAGACUGCAGUCGAAAAAAGAGGAAACAAGUAUUCCAUCCCUAAAUCCAGCUGCAAAUGCUGUGAAUCUUCUCUCUAUGCCCUCCAUUUCCACAAAAUGCCUACUUCAAUCUGACAGCGAAGAUGCAUUUGUAAGCUCUGUCCUUGGUGAUUGUGGUCCAUGUAGUUCCACUGAUCACUUUUCAUCUAAAAGUAAGAGAGAACUGAGCAUACAGCUGGCUCCAAAUACAGUUUCUACACGAUUGAAAAAUCAGCCUUUUAAUAUUUGUCUGAAACAAGAAUCUCAAAACGUGCCAAAUGACUCCUCAACAAAGUUAAGUGUGUUGGGUCACAGACGAACCUUAUCAGAUGGGAACAAUUUUCAGACCACAGCUAAUGGAUUUUCUUCAACCAAUGAUGUCUCCACGUUACCAGUUUUAUCAGUUACUGGAACUCUACACUCUCCGUCUGUUCAGCAAAGAAGCAACCACAGUGGUAUUUCAACUGAAAAGCAAAGUGCUGUCAAUAUUAUAUCAAGGCCUCGACCUUCUUCUCUAAGAAGUAAAAUUGAUGCAUGGCAGAUUAUUCCACGUACUAUUAAGCCAAACUCUAAGGACUCUGACUAUGUAGAGGGCAACGUGGAUCCAGAUGUUAACUUCUUGCCAGACACAGCGGAAAGAACUAAUUGCCACAUGCCCUCAUUACUUGAUAUUGAUGUGGAAGGUCAAAACAGAGACUGUACUGUGCCUUUAUGUAGAAUGAAGAGCAAAACUUGUCGGCCAUCUAUAUAUGAACUGGAGAGAGAGUUUCUCUCAUGAGUGCCUUUCAUUUUAAAAAUGUUUUGCUUUCUAAAGGGGAACAAAUAUAAAAUUCUGGUCC
Molecule: messenger RNA, 2374 nt
Organism: Chaetura pelagica (chimney swift)
Lineage: Eukaryota; Metazoa; Chordata; Aves; Apodiformes; Apodidae
Gene: MAP3K21
Product: mitogen-activated protein kinase kinase kinase MLK4
Exons: 9
Coding region: 13-2313 (766 amino acids)
Biological process (GO): protein phosphorylation
Molecular function (GO): JUN kinase kinase kinase activity; ATP binding
Source: RefSeq, a predicted model, not a curated record